AUGAACCAAGAGUACGGGGUCAUGAACCAAGAGUACGGGGUCAUGAACCAAGAGUACGGGGUCAUGAACCAAGAGUACGGGGUCAUGAACCAAGAGUACGGGGUCAUGAACCAAGAACCUCAAUGGCAGGGUGGUUCCCCAGUCAACUUGCUGAUGGACUCCCUGGACUCCCUGCUGAUGGACUCCCUGGACGACCUGGACUCCCUGCUGAUGGUCCAUAACUGUCAGCUGAUCAUAGCUGCGGGUGACCUCAACCAAUACCUCAUACACAGAGGGAUUUUGAUGAACUUUCAUCCUCGAACUUUUUGUGAGCUUUCUAUCUCAUAUAACAGUGGUCUGGAUAAUGGUGGUGAUAGUGGUCUGGAUAAUGGUGGUGAUGGUGGUCUGGAUAAUGGUGAUAGUGGUCUGGAUAAUGGUGGUGAUGGUGGUCUGGAUAAUGGUGAUAGUGGUCUGGAUAAUGGUGGUGAUAGUGGUCUGAAUUAUGGUGGUGAUGGUGGUCUGGAUAAUGGUGAUAGUGGUCUGGAUAAUGGUGGUGAUGGUGGUCUGGAUAAUGGUGAUAGUGGUCUGGAUAAUGGUGGUGAUGGUGGUCUGGAUAAUGGUGAUAGUGGUCUGGAUUAUGGUGGUGAUGGUGUUAGACGUCUGGAUAAUAAUGGUAGUGAUAGUGGUCUGGAUAAUGGUAGUGAUAGUGUUAGACGUCUGGAUAAUAAUGGUAGUGGUGUUAGACGUCUGGAUAAUAAUGGUAGUGGUGUAAUAAUGUGGUGUAAUAAUGGUAAUGGGGGUGAUAGUGGUCUGGAUAAUGGUGGUGAUGGUGAUAGUGGUCUGGAUAAUGGUGAUAGUGGUCUGGAUAAUGGUGAUAGUGGUCUGGAUAAUGGUGGUGAUAGUGGUCCGGAUAAUGGUGAUGAUAGUGGUCUGGAUAAUGGUGAUAGUGGUCUGGAUAAUGGUGGUGGUGAUAGUGGUCUGGAUAAUGGUGAUAGUGGUCUGGAUAAUGGUGGUGAUGGUGGUCUGGAUAAUGGUGAUAGUGGUCUGGAUAAUGGUGGUGAUAGUGGUCUGGAUAAUGGUGAUAGUGGUCUGGAUAAUGGUGAUAGUGGUCUGGAUAAUGGUGAUAGUGGUCUGGAUAAUGGUGAUAGUGGUCUGGAUAAUGGUGAUAGUGGUCUGGAUAAUGGUGAUAGUGGUCUGGAUAAUGGUGAUAUUGGUCUGGAUAAUGGUGGUGAUAGUGGUCUGGAUAAUGGUGGUAACAGUGGUCUGGAUAAUAGCGGUGCUGGUGUUAGACGUCUGGAUAAUGGUGGUGAUAGUGGUCUGGAUAAUGGUGGUCUGGAAAAUGGUGAUGAUAGUGGUCUGGAUAAUGGUGAUGAUUGUGAUCUGGAUAAUGGUGGUGGUGAUAGUGGAAUCGAACCCGGGGCCUUAGGACUAUAA
Molecule: messenger RNA, 1413 nt
Organism: Procambarus clarkii (red swamp crayfish)
Lineage: Eukaryota; Metazoa; Arthropoda; Malacostraca; Decapoda; Cambaridae
Source: RefSeq, a predicted model, not a curated record